GCGGCUUAGCCCCAAGCGGCGCUGAGAGCAGGACGCCCGCGUUGCAGACUCAUGCCCCUGGUCACCCCCUGUCUAUCAAACACGCAAGGCGCGAGCGCCCAGAGUAGCAGCGAUCGCCCGUCCGCGAUGCUGCCGUGGUUGCGUGGGUCGCGGGUUGUUGACUUUUCCAGGGCAGGCAAAAAAGUCCAUCGCCAGCUGAUAAUACCGAGGGCUGCACCUCCUCCUCAACCACGUCGACCGGGAAUUUCUUGCCCCUCCCCUCCCUCUUGGUUUUCUUUUUUAUUCUCCGGUGCAUAUCAUUCGCAUUUUGUCCUCUUUAUAGACCCUUUCCGUCCUGUCAUUGCGAGCAUAGCCGCUGGUCCGGCAUAGCAAACUCGAUUCUUCCGUGUUCUUGAACGGCCGACCUUGCGAGCAUUGGUUCAUCGCGGCCGAGAAGACACUUGGAUACUGGGCAUCACAUUACGACCUUUUAAUAUAUAUAUUCCAUUCUUAUCACAUUUCAACGGGCGUGUUUUUCUUAUACAUCAUCAUCAUCAUCAUCAUCCUCAGCUUCUUCAACACCACAUUCUGAGCUCCCAUCCACCUCCUCCCGCGAACUCUUCAGCAUCCAUACUUCAUCCACCAAUCAUAAUGGCCGGCCUUCUCAACGAUGGACUGAGCGAUUUCGUCGCCGAGGUUAUCGAUGGCACCACCCCCCUGGCGAGGCCCGUCCUCGAUGCUGCCGAGACGGCAAGCAGCAGCUCUGCCUCCCCGACAAGGCCAGUACGCACAAGGGCUCCCGAACCGACCACGAUGGCCACCAUCGCCACCCCCGUCACCCUUUCAACCUCGACCCGCCCGGCCACGUCUGCCGCCCCUGCGGCGAGCGGCACCGGCGCCCGGGACACCUCGCCGGCAGCGCCGUCUUCGGUGCCCGCCCCGCCACCACCACCACCACCACCUUCCUCAGCAUCCUCGCAGCCCGCCCCGCCUCCUGCGUCCUCAGCACCAGCAUCCGUCACGUCCGUUGACGCGACGCCCCUGCCGCCCAUCUCGGCGACCCCGCUGCCGACCCUGGAGGCGGAGACGCCCUUCGUGCCGCCCCAGGCCGAGACCACCUCGGCCCCGGCCGCGCCCGCCACCACGACGACGCAGCCGGCGGGCCGCGAGCCGGCGGUGGCCGAGCAGCAGGGCUUGGUGCUGGACCCGAGCAAGAACCCGACCAUGAUGGCGCUCGUCAUCAGCGUGCCAGUCGCCGCACUCGUCCUCGUCGGCGUCACCGUCGUGCUCUGGAAGAGCGGCUGCCUGCGCUGCGGUCGCCGCCGCCGCCAGGACAACAUCAUCAAGGACGAGAUCGAGCACGAGGCCUGGCAGAAGGUGCACGCCGAGAAGUUUGGCCCGUCCAGGAACUACUAAGGCGUAGGAGGAUAGUAUACGUAUAUAUAUAUAUACACGCCGCAUAUUUUCCCCCGAGGGGGAGGGCGUGACGACAUCACAGCGGAACCAC
Messenger RNA from Gaeumannomyces tritici R3-111a-1, 1486 nucleotides. RefSeq lists its product as hypothetical. The transcript has a single exon. The record is from RefSeq and is a predicted model, not a curated record. Bases 631 to 1395 code for a protein of 254 amino acids. NCBI's taxonomy places the organism in Eukaryota, Fungi, Ascomycota, Sordariomycetes, Magnaporthales, Magnaporthaceae.